GCCCUUGAACUGCAGACGCUCGGGAGCUGCCGGGGCCGGGUUCGUGCGGUGCAGCUUCAGGUUCUCGCCCCAAGGAUGUGGUCGCUCGUGCCAUUGUGGCUGGCGCUGUCCGGAGCGGUGGCCUCCCUGCGGUGCCCCGAUGGGCGGCUGUGCCAGGGGCUUGACGUCUGCUGCCGGGAUCCCGGAGGGGAUGGCUACGCCUGCUGCCCCCCGUCUCUGGGCUCCCUGCCCUCCCUGCCUAUGACCCAGGCCAGCAGCGUGGCCAAGCCUGCUGGGCCCAUGUGCCCCGAUGGGACCCAGUGCCCCGCGGAAUACAGCUGCCUGCGCACGUCGGCCGGCUCCUUCAGCUGCUGCCCAUUGUCGGAGGCCGUCGCCUGCGCCGACGGGCAUCACUGCUGCCCCCGGGGCUCCCACUGCAGUGCCAACGGCAAAUCCUGCUUUGUGCUCCCAGGUCUCCCAGCCGCUGGUGCUGUCCAGUGCCCUGAUGGCGAAUCAGAGUGUCCCAAUGAGUCCACCUGCUGCAUGAUGCCCACUGGCUCCUGGGGGUGCUGCCCCAUGCCACAGGCCGCCUGCUGCGCGGACAAAGUGCACUGCUGCCCCCAUGCCACCACCUGUGACCUGGAACAUGCCCGCUGCCUCUCAGCCGCUGGGGAGCAGCCCCUGGGCAGCAAGGUGCCGGCCCAGAAGCGAGCGCCGUGGCAGGGAGUGCCAGUCUCGCUCGGCGCAAUCACCUGCCCUGACCACCGGUCAGCGUGUCCGGACGGCACCACAUGCUGCCAGCUGCCCACCAGCCAGUACGGCUGCUGCCCACUGCAGAACGCCGUGUGCUGCAGCGAUCACCUGCACUGCUGCCCCCAGGGCACCACCUGCGACCUGCCCCACUCGAAAUGUGCCUCGACACUGGGCCAGACGCAGCCUCUCACCCAGCUCCUGGACACCGCCGAGAGAGCUCGAGAGGUUCCCUGCGACGAGCAGACCAGCUGUCCUGACGGCAACACCUGCUGCCGGCUGUCCACGGGGGCCUGGGGCUGCUGCCCCCUGGUGGAGGCCGUGUGCUGCGAGGACCACGUCCAUUGCUGCCCCAAGGGACACACGUGCGACCCGGCGGGGGGCCACUGCCAGCCGCCCGCCGCCCCCAUUCCCUGGCUGCAGAAAACCCCAGCACGAGUGCGAGCGCCCUCUACUGGCCGAGACGUGCAGUGCGACGAGCAGACCAGCUGUCCUGAAGGCAACACCUGCUGCCGGCUGGACACAGGGGCCUGGGGCUGCUGCCCCCUGGUGGAGGCCGUGUGCUGCGAGGACCACGUCCAUUGCUGCCCCAAGGGACACACGUGCGACCCGGCGGGGGGCCACUGCCAGCCGCCCGCCGCCCCCAUUCCCUGGCUGCAGAAAACCCCAGCACGAGUGCGAGCGCCCUCUACUGGCCGAGACGUGCAGUGCGACGAGCAGACCAGCUGUCCUGAAGGCAACACCUGCUGCCGGCUGGACACAGGGGCCUGGGGCUGCUGCCCCCUGGUGGAGGCCGUGUGCUGCGAGGACCACGUCCAUUGCUGCCCCAAGGGACACACGUGCGACCCGGCGGGGGGCCACUGCCAGCCGCCCGCCGCCCCCAUUCCCUGGCUGGAGAAAACCCCAGCACGAGUGCGAGCGCCCUCUACUGGCCGAGACGUGCAGUGCGACGAGCAGACCAGCUGUCCUGACGGCAACACCUGCUGCCGGCUGGACACAGGGGCCUGGGGCUGCUGCCCCCUGGUGGAGGCCGUGUGCUGCGAGGACCACGUCCAUUGCUGCCCCAAGGGACACACGUGCGACCCGGCGGGGGGCCACUGCCAGCCGCCCGCCGCCCCCAUUCCCUGGCUGGAGAAAACCCCAGCACGAGUGCGAGCGCCCUCUACUGGCCGAGACGUGCAGUGCGACGAGCAGACCAGCUGUCCUGACGGCAACACCUGCUGCCGGCUGGACACAGGGGCCUGGGGCUGCUGCCCCCUGGUGGAGGCUGUGUGCUGCCAGGACCACGUCCAUUGCUGCCCCAAGGGAUACACGUGCGACCCGGCGGGGGAGUGCCAGCAGGCUCUGCUCUCUGUGCCCUGGGCACCCAAGGCUCCAGCUCACAUUAUUGCCGCCGCCCAGAGCCGAGGCGUGAAGUGCAACCAGACGGUCAGCUGCGAGGAUGGGCAGACCUGCUGCAAGAGCGGGAUGGGCUCCUGGGCCUGCUGCCAUCUGCCAAAUGCUGUGUGCUGUGAGGAUCACCAGCACUGCUGCCCAUGGGGCUACACCUGCAACCUGGCCACACAGAGCUGUGAGAAGCACCAGGCCGGGCAAGUGCUGCCCGUGGACCUGAGCCUCUCUGCCUCCCUGCUGCCUGCCAGCCCGGAGCCCAGCAACGACGUGACCUGCGACGCCCAGCACUACUGCCAUGCCCACCAGACCUGCUGCAAGGCUGUCUCGGGCGCCUGGGCUUGCUGCCCCUACCACUGGGGCUCCUGUUGCUCCGACAUGCGCCACUGCUGCCCCUUUGGCUACCGCUGCUCCAAGUCGGGCCUCGACUGCAAGCGGCGCUGGCUCCUGCGUUGGGACGCCGGCGCCGCCCGGCCCCACCGCCUGCUGUGAGGUGGCUGUGCCCACAGUGAGGGGGCAGUGGGGAUUGCUCUGGCCCCUCAGUCUGUCUCACUUCCAGCCUCAGGGCCCUAUUCUCUGGCUGCCCCAGGGCAUACAGGCCCUAUUCGCUGCAGGACCUGUCCCACCCAGCCCCCCUGGAGCUAAGUACGUGGGGCUGAGCCCCCCCCCCCGCCGUGAGAGUUUAACCCCGGACACAGCAGUGGGGGUGCACGCAUUCGGGUGCUUCGUCCUCUGCUCCCCUUGCUACUGCCACCCCCAAAGGUCCCGCGGGCACCAGGAGUGGCCCUUUCCUGCUGGAGGCCUGAAGGUUAAGGGUCCCCCCUGCCCCUACUCUAGGCUCUUCUGUUGCCGGGGCCUUGAAGCUGGGCUGGGCUGGGCCAGGCCCUGCUUCCCCACCACCUGGGAGCCAGGUGCCUGCGCUAGGGCCAGGGAAGCUGGGCUGCUUUGCUUUCUACACUCCUGGGGGCAUCUGUAUCUCCCUACAUUUCUCCUGGGCACUCAGGCCCCUCCCUGCGUCCUGGAUGGGGCAGGCAGCGGGGCGGGGGGAGGGCACUGCAGCAUCUGGCUCCUGGCGCCCUACCUCAGUCCCUGAAUGUGCAUUGCCCUGAGCUCGUGCCUGCAUUGUCCGCUGGGCACUAUGCAGGAGCAUGUCCUUAUUCUAGCCCCCCUGUUCUAGGGGUCUCGGCAAUGCCCAGCUGCUGCCCCCCUCACAGCUGCCCCCAGGGCUGGACUGGCACCAGGCCCUCUGGUCACCAGCUCCCUUGCCUCUAAGCGUGCCCCACCUGUGGCUGGAGCCUGGGCCGGGAAUUGGGGGCCUGGUGCCAUUAGGGCUGAAGUGGCUGGAAGAGCGUGAGAACCAAUAAAGGGUGUGGAGGAAGGUGC
Messenger RNA from Emys orbicularis (European pond turtle), 3501 nucleotides. RefSeq names its product granulin precursor (gene GRN). Lineage: Eukaryota; Metazoa; Chordata; Testudines; Emydidae. The record is from RefSeq and is a predicted model, not a curated record. The transcript is spliced from 16 exons. The coding region runs from base 76 to 2610 and encodes 844 amino acids. Gene Ontology annotation, cellular component: extracellular region.